Molecule: messenger RNA, 1527 nt
Organism: Phaedon cochleariae (mustard beetle)
Lineage: Eukaryota; Metazoa; Arthropoda; Insecta; Coleoptera; Chrysomelidae
Source: the annotation of a GenBank genome assembly
ACGGUUAAUGUUGGGCAAUGUCAUAAAUGUCAACAAAGCUUGAAAAUGUGAGAAAAUAUCUAAAAAUUUUGCUAGUUCAUUUUGAAAAUGAAUUUCUCAAUAUGGAUGUUGUUGAGUUACUAUAUACGACCUAUAGUGAAGUGGUUCCUGAGAAGAACAACAGGAUUGUGUGAGCUCCAAAGAGUCUGCUAUGGAGAAAUCAGUGGGGGUCCAAGAAUAAAAGCAGUGGAGUAUUCCCUAUUGAUGUCAAGAUCAAUGCAAAUACAGCAACUGAUUACCCACCUGAAUAACAUAUCUGACAACCAACGCUUCACUGGGGCCAAUGAAAGGGAAAUACUGAGAGGAGCAGUGAGCACAGUCCUAUUAGUCAAGAAAAUCAAUCCCAAAGUGCAUUUUCAAUUCGUGACUAGCUUUGGGAAGUGCAUCGAACAGAUAUGGGGCUACAGACAGCUAAUUGCACAAGUUGAAGAACUGAGGACUACUUCCUUUGACAGUGAAAAUGCUGCUCAUGAGAAGAAACUGUAUGAGCUUUGGGAGCGUCUUAUGCCUCAAGAGAAAUUGGACGGGCGAAUAACCAAACAGUGGCAAGAUAUUGGGUUCCAAGGGGAAGAUCCCAAGACAGAUUUUCGAGGCAUGGGUCUUCUGGGUCUGGAUAAUCUGUUGUUUUUUGCUACUGAGUACCGGGCACCUGCUCAACAUGUGCUGUCUCAUUCGCAUCACCCUGUAUACGGGUAUUGUUUCGCCAUUGUGGGUAUAAAUCUCACUAGUUUGGCUUGGGUGCUGAUGAAAGAUGGUAGUGCUAAAUCUUAUGUUUAUAAUAGUUCGAGGAGUUUGCCUUCAAUAAGGAUUUUCCAUCAGUUUUAUAGCUAUUUGUUUUAUGAGUUUGAUAGGUUUUGGUUGGAGUGCAAACCCAAAGAUAUUAUGGAGUUUUCUAGUAUCAAGAGUAGGUUUGAGAAUAAUAUUCGAGUUAGUUUGCUGGAUACUAACGCUAAAUUUAGGAUAGGAAUCACAGUGGAUAAUGUUUGAGAUGUUUCACAAAAUUAUAGGAACACACACUGAUUCUGUGGAGCAGUAUAUCUUAUUCCUAAAAAGCUUGCCAUAGUAUUUUAUGAAACAGGUAUUUAUUGUUUUUCUCAAUGAUUGAAAUUUUUUUAUAAUAUUUUUUGACCUGAAUAUUCAAAAGAUCAUUAGUUUGCUGUAAUCUAUUUUUUUAAGAACCUAAGAAUAUUUAUGUAUGUUUUAUUCUUGUGAAUCAGGGAUUUGAUUGUAAGAGUGGAUAGUUAUUAUUUUUUUAUUUUUUAUUUAUUUGAAUUGAUAUUUUUUUACAAUGUGUUUUUUUCAGGAAUCUACAGUAUAGUUGCUUCAUUAUAUCUAAUUUACAAAAUGAAAUAAAAGCACACAUUCCAAUGGAAUGAAUAUACCUGAUAUUCAUCUAGUUAUUAUUGUCUUUUUUCCUGGGUAAAUAUCCUAAAUGAAAUGAAAAAUCUUCAGUAAUUAAUCUGUAUUAUAAAGCUGAGAAGAUACCUG